Spinacia oleracea (spinach) is the source of this 1211-nucleotide messenger RNA. RefSeq names its product ER lumen protein-retaining receptor B. The record is from RefSeq and is a predicted model, not a curated record. Lineage: Eukaryota; Viridiplantae; Streptophyta; Magnoliopsida; Caryophyllales; Amaranthaceae. Gene Ontology annotation, molecular function: ER lumen protein retrieval receptor activity. The coding region runs from base 176 to 823 and encodes 215 amino acids. Gene Ontology annotation, biological process: protein retention in ER lumen. Gene Ontology annotation, cellular component: membrane. The transcript has 6 exons.
AAACCAAGUAAUGCGCACGAAACCAACAACAGGCGCACCGCUCAGUCGCUCACGCACAAAGUCCACGCCCACGGCUAUCUCUCUCUCUUUCUCCUGAAUGCACAAAACUUGCCUGAAAUCACAUUCCCAGAAUCCCAGGUGUGUGUGAGACAGUGAGAGUAGGAAGAAAUCCACGAUGAACCUCUUCAGGUUAGCUGGGGAUAUGACCCAUCUUUUCAGCAUCAUUGUCCUCCUUUUGAAGAUCCACGCUACCAAGUCUUGUUCUGGGAUAUCUCUGAAAACUCAGGAACUAUACGUUAUUGUCUUUUUGACCCGUUACUUGGACCUCUUCACCAGAUUUGUCUCGUUGUAUAACACUGUAAUGAAGAUAGUCUUUAUUGGAACAUCCUUCGCUAUUGUUUGGUACAUGAGGUAUCAUAAAGUAGUGAAACAAACAUACAACAAGGAUGAAGAUACUUUUAAGCAUUACUUUUUAUUGCUGCCAUGCUUUGUGUUGGCUCUUCUGCUUCACAAUGAAUUCACUACGAUGGAUGUUUUGUGGACCUUUUCACUGUACCUGGAAGCAGUUGCCAUCUUGCCACAACUGGUAUUGUUACAGCAGUCAAGAAACAUUGACAACUUGACAGGAAAUUAUGUGUUCUUCCUGGGAGCAUAUCGUGGUCUUUAUGUCUUGAACUGGAUUUAUCGGUACUUUUUGCAAGAUCAUAGGGCUCGUUGGAUUCCUUGGAUAUCAGGUCUGGUGCAGACAGCCCUUUAUGCCGACUUCUUUUAUUACUACAUACUCAGUUGGAAAAAGCACGAGAAGCUCAAACUUCCUGCUUGAUGUACGAGGGCCGGGGCAGCUUUGAUUCAGCCUUUUACAUGGUUACAAAGUGAAAAACACAGUUCUAAUGACAUCGAAUACAGUUUUUAUUUUAUCAAAAAGCAACAGGAAUAGUAUCUUAUACUUUGUAUUUUCUUACAAAAGUUGUUUAAGAGGCAUAGUUGUUAUGUGCGUCUUCUAACCCCAGCAGCAAGCCACAUCACUGUUUCUACUUUCUAGUUUAUUGUUGUUCAAUGUAGAACCAUGACAACUACGGAGUACUCCGUAUUUACAUGUUGUCAAUUGUCUUAGCUUGUAUUUGACAAAUUUUCUAACUAUUCGGCUCAUAAGUGCAACUAUUUGUAUUAUGUUUUAACUAAUUUAUACAAGAACUUAACUACUCGGAUCA